Megalops cyprinoides (Indo-Pacific tarpon) is the source of this 2868-nucleotide messenger RNA. It is a transcript of the gene stip1, whose product is annotated as stress-induced phosphoprotein 1. The record is from RefSeq and is a predicted model, not a curated record. Bases 119 to 1747 code for a protein of 542 amino acids. Gene Ontology annotation, molecular function: Hsp90 protein binding. Lineage: Eukaryota; Metazoa; Chordata; Actinopteri; Elopiformes; Megalopidae. The transcript is spliced from 14 exons.
AUGGUGGCGAAAGAGUAUUCAUCUUCCCGCCUCUUGCGAUCACAUCAAUAAUACGCCAUGGGAGGCGGUCCAAGAUGUUGUCAUCCCACAGUAGCUUCUGGAACCUCAUGGUAGCACGAUGGAGAAAGUUGCAGAGCUGAAAGACAAGGGGAACAAGGCCCUGAGCGGGGGCCAGAUCGACGAGGCGGUCCGCUGCUACACCAAAGCGCUGGAGCUCGACCCCACUAACCAUGUCCUCUACAGCAACCGCUCGGCAGCCAACGCCAAGAAGGGCGACUAUGAGAGUGCUCUGAAGGAUGCCUGCAAGACUAUCGAGAUCAAGCCGGACUGGGGCAAAGGUUAUUCCCGCAAGGCCGCUGCCCUGGAGUUCCUUAAGCGGUUUGAGGAGGCCAAAUCCACCUAUCAGGAGGGACUGAAGCAUGAGCCAGCCAAUCAGCAGUUGAAGGAGGGGCUUCAGAACAUGGAGGCGCGGCUAGCAGAGAAGAAGAUGAUGAAUCCCUUCGCCAUACCCAACCUGUAUGAGAAGCUGGAGAGUGACCCCCGCACCCGUGCCCUGCUGGCGGAGCCGGGGUACAGGGAGCUGCUGGAGCAGCUGAGGGAGCGGCCAGGUGACCUUGCCACGAAGCUGCAGGACCCGCGUGUCAUGACCACCCUCUCUGUCCUGCUCGGGUUCGACCUGGCGGGGGCAGAGGAUGAUGAAGAGGAGCCCCCUCCACCCCCCUCCCCCAAACCCAAACCUCAGCCACCUCCUCCCAAAGAAGAGGACCUCCCAGAGAACAAGAGACAGGCACUGAAGGAGAAGGAGCUGGGGAACACAGCCUACAAGCAAAAGGACUUUGCCACAGCACUGAAACACUAUGAGGCAGCCCUGCUGCACGACCCCACCAACAUGACCUACCUGUCCAACCAAGCAGCUGUGUUUUUCGAGAAGAGCGACUUUGAGAAGUGCAGGGAGCUGUGCGAGAAGGCCAUCGAGGUGGGCAGGGAGAACCGGGAGGACUACCGCCAGAUCGCCAAAGCAUACGCCAGGAUCGGGAACUCAUACUUCAAGCAGGAGAAGUAUGCGGAGGCCAUCCAGUUCUACAACAAGAGCUUGACAGAGCACCGCACCCCCGAAGUGCUAAAAAAGUGCCAGCAGGCAGAGAAGAUCCUCAAGGAGCAGGAGAAGCUGGCCUACAUCAACCCCGAGCUGGCCCUGGAGGAGAAGAACAAGGGCAACGAGGCGUUCCAGAAAGGUGAUUAUCCCCUCGCCAUGAAACAUUACUCAGAGGCCAUCCGGAGGAACCCGCAAGACGCCAAACUGUUCAGUAACCGCGCGGCCUGCUACACCAAGCUGGCAGAGUUUCAGCUGGCUCUGAAGGACUGUGAAGAUUGUAUUAGACUGGAACCAACCUUCAUAAAGGGCUACACUCGCAAGGCUGCAGCCCUGGAAGCCAUGAAGGAUUUCUCCAAAGCGAUGGACUUCUACCAGAAAGCCCUGGAGCUUGACCCCAACUCUAAGGAGGCCACUGAGGGCCUGCAGCGCUGCUUAGUGAACCAGGCGGUGCGGAACGACAGCCCAGAGGAGGUGAAGAGGAGGGCCAUGGCCGACCCCGAGGUGCAGCAGAUCAUGAGUGACCCGGCCAUGCGCCUCAUCCUGGAGCAGAUGCAGAAAGAUCCACAGGCGCUGAGCGACCACUUGAAGAACCCAGUCAUUGCCCAGAAGAUUCAGAAGCUCAUCGAUGUGGGGCUGAUAGCCAUUCGGUGAUCAGGGCAGGGCCCAGCAAGAGAGAGCGCGAGGGAGGAGCAAGACAACCAGACAACCCUCCCCUCUGGUCACCCCCACCCCUGUCACCAGCGCCAGAUGCCCCCCCCCCUCUCCCCCCAACCUCUCAACUGCAGCUAAAACAGCAGUUCUCAGAGACCAGCAUCCAGGCGCAGAAGUCCACUACCCCUUAAAACGGUUUUCUCAAAAUGCAUGCUUUUCUGUCUCUGACUAGGGGCUCAUUGAUUACCCAACUGUCAAAUGAGUCUUGAGACAAAUCUUUUAGCCUAACACUCUUUCCAUUUGUUCAAGACAUUGUCUACUUUGAGUUUUUUUUUUUUUUUUUUUUUGGACAUCCAUGUUGAGACAUAAAUAAAUUCAUAGAAAUUUCUUGAUGAACUGCUACUCCCCUGUAAUUACCUUGCUGACCUGAUCUGUGGCUAAUGUAACUCUUGUUUUCUUUCGAUUAGCACUCCCGAUUCUACAAUUGUCUCCUCUUUCCUCUCAUUGAGAAAUGAGCCACAAUAUCAGUUAGGCCCUCCCCCACUCAUGUGAUAGACAGCUGCCUGGAGCAAUGAUUGCCCUUGUUUCUUUAAAGAAAAAAAAAACUUUAAGGCGGAAAGUGGCCAAUCGGCAUGCCAGAGCAUUGUAUGCAGCCUGUUGGUUUCACAUGUGGGUGUUUAUCGAGGCUGCUGAUGGCAGUUCUCUUGGAAGCUGAGCAUCAUGAACAUUGGUGACUCUGAGAGACGCAGGUGGCAUGACUGUCCUUAACGGACAGGUCUUUUGAAAUCUAUUAGAGCACUUACACUCUGCAGACCUCUCUAUCAUCUGAAUGUAUUUAUGUCAGUAUCAGUAUAUAUGAGUGUAACUUAUUUUCUUAUAGUUACUUCACAGCUGGUUACUUGUUGAUUUGUGGUGUAGCAGUUGUAAGUGGCCUGGUUCCCUCUUUUGAAGUGCUGACCAUCAUUCAGAGUGCAUUGUUCUGUUGUACUUAAAAUGCAUAAUGCCAUGAUUUUAGGCCAUAAUCUUUGCAGCUGGGCCCUGAAAGGCUUGUCGAGGGGAUACUGCAGAGGGGGUCGGGCCUGGGGUUUUCAAUAAACAGGCAUAAUUGUUUUCAUAAUUGU